GAAAAAAAGCCUGGCGCAUGGCGAUGACUAAUCGCUGGCUGCGAUGACAUCAUUACCAACAUGUUAUUUUCAAAUUCUUCUCCGAUAUUUGUUGCAUGAUUUCUUUUUCAAGGCCGGCUGAAGACCUUUCUUGCUCUGCAUACUGUCUAUUCUCUCAUUUCCCAAAGCCCUUUCAGCGGCGACAAUUGUCUUCGUUGCGCUACUGAAUAUCUGGCGAUUCGGAUUGGUAUCGCAAUAGUCCUUUUAUUAUUUCAACUUCUAGUGUUGGCAAUUCAGAAUGCAAAAGAAAGUUUGAAUGUGAGUGCACUGACCGCGAUCCUAAUAAUAGCACAAAGAGCUAUUGUGCUGCGCCUGGCUACACCAGGAGCACCAUGGAUCCAAGAGGAGCAGGGCAGCUGUUCAAUGAAGCGUUAGGUCAGGCACGGUAUGCCUCUGAGUACGACAAAUCUGGACAAGUUGAUGCUGCUGUCCAUUACUAUCGCGAGGCGAUUAGCACCUUCCAGAGAGCAUUUGCUAUGGACAAGAACCUGCGCACGGACGUGAAUAAACAGGCCUACUGCAAGCUUGCGCAAAGCCGACUGGACGUGCUGGCACCGCCGCCACCGCCGCCAUAUUCCUCGUUGGGUCAGACCAAUCCACAGGCUGGUGGUGCUGCCGCUUCUGCACAGAAGAGUCCACUACACACGGAGGCUGAGACUCACUUGCUGAAGGCAAUGGGCUUUGAUGAGAAGAACCAGUUGCAGCAAGCCAAAACGUCCUACGAAGCAGCCAUUCAGAAGUACCUGGAAGGUUCGAGGAAGACAACUUCGGAGGAAGAGAAAGCCAAGAUGAUGAAGCGGGCGCAGGACUGCCUGGAUAGGGCAGAGAAGCUGAGUAAACUGAUCUCUGAAUCCAGCAAGCCGGUGGCUGAUGCCCGCAGCAAGGGUUCAAGCACAAGCCACAUUCCCGUUGAUUCCGGGAGCUCUGGUUUGGGCAGGCACUCCCCUAGUGCACCACACGCCGCGACUGGUCGGUCUAUCUCGCCAGCACGGAACACAGGUGCAUCGCCUCCUGCUACAGCACCGGUCGACUCGGCGCCGCGCCUGACGCCGCAGGAGAUCCUGUUACUGAAGAACUCAUCUUACAUCAACAACCAUUGCUAUUUGCCAUGGAUAGAUCAGGAUGUUAAGUCCAAGUUCCACUUUCUUGAGGCCUACACUGACUCUGAUGGUGUACUGGCCUUGUCGCCAAAGCAGAAGGAGCGAAUCGCAAGGUUUGCCAGACCAGUUGAGAUUUGUGAUGAUCCGAAAAUCAUUCGCCUGAUCUCUCAUCAGAGCAUCAAACAGACCUUGGUUUCGGACUGCUCCUUUGUGGCAUCACUGGCAGUGUGUGCGGUGUACGAGUUCCGCUUCAAGAAGCGGGUCAUCACAAGCUGCAUAUACCCGCAGAAGAGAGAUGGCACUCCGAUUUACAAUGAGAGCGGCAAGUAUAUCAUCAAGCUGCGACUCAAUGGAAUUCCUCGCAAGAUUGAGAUAGAUGAUCGGUUGCCGGUGGAUAAACAUGGCCGCCUGCUCUGCUCCCACUCAACACAGUCUGAUGAACUGUGGGUCAGUCUGAUGGAGAAGGCUUACAUGAAGGUGAUGGGUGGUUAUGACUUUCCGGGUUCCAAUUCGAAUAAUGACCUGCACGCUCUGACUGGCUGGAUACCAGAGCGUAUUGGUAUGCACAACAAGCACGAAGAGUUUGAUUCGGACAAAGUCUACGAUCGUCUGAGAGCCGGCCUGCAUCGAGGCCAGUGCCUGAUCACGGUGGCCACACCGCCCAUGUCCAAGGCGAACGCUGACCGUGCUGGCUUGGUGGAGACGCACGCCUACGCCAUUCUGGACAUGCAGCACGUCGGGGAUAAGCGGCUUUUGCAGGUGAAAAACCCAUGGCAACACCUGCGCUGGAGGGGUGACUACGGCGUGGACGAUGACAAGAACUGGACUCCGGCACUGGAACGGCAGUUUAACUAUGAUCGUGAUGCUGCACGGAAAUCAGACAACGGCGUGUUUUGGAUCAGUUGGGAAGCCCUGCAGCACUUCUUUGAUGUUGCGUAUGUCAACUGGGAUCCGGCGCUGUUCACACGGAAGUGCAUCUUCCACGCCUCAUGGUCUGCCGCCUCGUCUGGCAUAAAGCGGGACAGCUUUUCAUAUGCUCCUAACCCGCAGUAUCACCUGGAGGUCAACUCUCCCGGCACGGACUCAGUGGUGUGGGUUCUGCUCAGCAAACAUGUGACUCGCAAGGCUUCCUUUGCAGACAAUCAGGACUUCAUCACCGUACAUGUGUAUGAUGGAGACAAACGUAUCUUUUACCCGGACGGACCGCGUGUGCAGGGAGUAAAGAUCAACAGCAUCCACUACCUGGCCAAGAUCGAGAACGUGCCACGCGGCCGCAGCCACUACAUGCUGGUCAUCUCACAGUAUGAGCAGACCAACAACAUUGACUACACACUGGAGGUGCACGCAACUUGCUCUAUCCAGUUGAAGUUGAUGCCGACUGUGGCAGAGAUGUACCGAAUCCAUAAGCAUGUGGCUGAUAAGUGGACAGCUGCAACUGCUGGUGGUUGCCAAAACAAUCGGACCACAUUCGGCAACAACCCAGUGUUUCAGCUCACACUGCAGGGCACUGGCACAGCUAAUCUUCUUGUGGAGCUCAAAGGAAUCAAGGAGUUUGCUGUGGGCUUUGACAUAUCCGCCGAUCCGAAUAGUGCAGAGGGAAAGUCGUACAAGCUGCCUCCACCAGCAACAUACCGACCUGGGUACUAUGUUCAGUCAUUUCCCAAUGUACCAUGUCCGGGCGUGUUCCGCAUUAUACCCACCACCUAUGACGCUGGCAAGGUCGGGCCAUUCUUUCUAGAUGUCUACUGCUCGACCACGUUUGUCCUGGAGCGCUUGAAGUAGCAUGUCUCCACAGCUGGACUAGUUGCACUGAUCCUGCGUUGUGCCCCCCCCCCCCCCUCUCUCUCCCCCUCCCCGUCUCUCUGAUGGCACUUUGGGUAUGCACAUAGCUCCCUUAUCCUGCCUUGCUGCUACUCCAUUUCCAGCCUAUGCAGGCAUUCAGAGCUACAUGUAUUGCUAAAAAAUACUUUUGAUUUUUACAUUUCUCAAAGUUUGCCCAAAACUUUAGGUUGUGCUUGUGUCACAUGGCACAGGUGUUUGACAGGCAGGUCCUGUCAUGCUUUGUUUGCCUUUUUACAGAUUCAUUCCCUUUUUAUCUCUUAGGAAACGCUGGCUCCGUCCAUGGUAUCAUGCAUCCCUGACCAAUAUCACAAUUGCUCUGCCUAAAAUUUAAUUUCUUUAUCCUGUAUUUCCAUUUAGACAUUCUGCUCUCUUUUAAAAGGUUUCUCAACGUUUUUCGGCUCUGCUUCUAUGAUAGGAAAUACAGUAUCCUGUUCAAUAGUACUACCGUAUACACAUGUUACUGGCUCUCCAUGCCAUACAAAUCACUAUAGCGUAAUGCAUACCGUAAUCUCGUGCAUUUUUAAAUGCUCAUAUAUUCGAAAACAAGAACAUGUCCUUAAAAGGACAUGUUCUUGUUUUCGAAUAUAUGAGCACUCUCGCUUAUAAGAACAUGCACAUUAAAUUUUAUAAGUGAAUGAAAAUCGCAAAACCA
This is a messenger RNA of Sycon ciliatum, 3633 nucleotides long. Its product is annotated as calpain-7-like. The record is from RefSeq and is a predicted model, not a curated record. The transcript has 25 exons. NCBI's taxonomy places the organism in Eukaryota, Metazoa, Porifera, Calcarea, Leucosolenida, Sycettidae. Gene Ontology annotation, molecular function: calcium-dependent cysteine-type endopeptidase activity. Bases 372 to 2921 code for a protein of 849 amino acids. Gene Ontology annotation, biological process: proteolysis.